AGGGGGGCCGGCAGGCGGUCGGUCGGGCGGGAGCCUCUCACAGGAACCCUCCAAAAAAAAGAUGGCGGCGGGCUCGGAUCUGCUGGAUGAGGUUUUCCUGAACCCUGAUGUGGACGAGAAGGUGGUGAGCGACCUGGUGGGCUCCCUGGAGUCUCAGCUGGCGGCCUCGAGCCACCACCACCAGCACCACAGGGCGCAGGAGCCCCUCAGGGCCGCUGGGGGGCUGCUGGGGAACCAUGUUGUGAGCAGCAGCAGCAGUAGCAGCAGCCCGAGCCCGAGCCCUGGAGGAGUAGGAGGAGGUGGCGGCGGCGGAGGAGGAGGAGGCGGAGGAGGAGGAGGAGGAGGCGGCAGCAGCAGUGCUCAUGUCCACACCGAGAGCCCCGGCAGCGGCACCGGCACCACCACCGGCGGAGGCAGCGGCAGCAGUAGCGCCGCCGCCGCCGCCACCAGCGCCGCCAAGAUGGGACUCAGUGGCCCCGAGAUCACCAAGCCAGGAGCUGGUGGAGUGCAAGGGAGUGUUAUCAAUCAUAACGCCAGGUCCCAGGGUUCUACUUUGGACGGGACCACCACAACCAGCACCAGCACCACUGCACCUGUCCAAGGCGGAUCUGAAGCUGCUGUCACCCCAGGGACCCUUAGCCAGGGUAAAUCAGUGGUAAUCAGCACCAUGGCAACAGCUUUAUCUACCAGGAAUGGUAAAAUUGGGACCACGACAGUGCAGACCUUGAAUGGGAGUAACGUAGUGAUGAAUUCUCACGCUGCUUUCUCGGCCACGCCUGUAACGGCAAACCCUACCGUAAUCCCUGCUGUCACCCCUCUUGUUAACAAUGGACCUGGAAAUGUGGGGAAAGUCAGUACCGUUAACGCCGUCUUGCCAUCCGCUUCAAAUACCGUCAUCCAGACUUCUUUCCUUGGCACUGGGGUUUCCUCCGCCUCUUCGCCCUCCCCAACGGUGAUCUCCUCACAGCAGCCCCCAAGUAUUGGAGCUGGGGGACCAACUGUAGCAUUGGUGAGGCCACCCAUUCACACGGCAGGACCCUCCGUGGCUGCAGCCACCCAGAACGGGAGCAAUACUGUGAUCAAUUCGACCAUCAACGUGGGGAGUUUUCCUCCCGCGGCUGUCGCUGCAGCCACCGUGGGGUCUGGUGUUUCCCUCCAGACCACCCUCGUGAACAGCCAGCCAGGUUCUGGGGUACCGGCUGCACCCACCACGCAGGUCAUCAAAUCGGAGUCUCCUAAAACUAUUGUGCAGACGGUAACUCAACAGCAGACUCUGGCUGCUGGUGGCCAGCCCAGUACUACAGGGGGUAAUAUGAUAAUCGGGCAAACUAUGCAAGCUGGCCUGCCCAACGUGGCCCCUAAUCCUGGUGGGGUUCCUCCUGCGCCUCCAGGCACCCCCACAGGCCUGGCCAAGGGUGCUGCCAACACAGUGGCGCAGAGCCUACCAAGGACUCCGACGGCAACUACAAGUGGAAUCAGAGCAACUUUGACUCCCACUGUUUUAGCACCUCGUCUGCCUCAGCCUCCUCAGAAUCCAACAAAUAUUCAGAACUUUCAGUUGCCACCAGGCAUGGUUCUUGUGCGUAGCGAGAAUGGCCAGCUACUGAUGAUCCCUCAACAAGCUUUGGCGCAAAUGCAGGCCCAUGCGCAGUCCCAGCCUCAAACCACCAUGACUCCUCGCCCUGCCACCCCUACCAGUGCUUCUCCGGUCCAGAUCUCGACUGUGCAGGCUCCUGGAACGCCUAUCAUUGCGCGGCAGGUGGCUCCAACCACUAUAAUCAAGCAAGUGUCUCAGGCACAGACAACUGUACAGCCCACGACAACGCUACAGCGGCCCCCUGUAGUUCAGCCUCAGAUUGUUCUGGGUAAUCCUGCACAAACGACAGCAUUAGGAACAGCGACUGCUGUGCAGACUGGAACGUCUCAAAGGGCGGUGCAAGCAGCCGCAAUAGCCUCAGCUGCGGCCACAGAAACCAUGGAAAAUGUGAAGAAAUGUAAGAAUUUUCUCUCCACGCUAAUAAAACUGGCCUCUUCUGGAAAGCAGUCUUCCGAGACUGCCGCUAAUGUGAAAGAACUAGUUCAGCACCUGCUGGAUGGAAAAAUUGAAGCAGAAGAUUUCACCAGCAGACUGUACCGGGAACUUAAUUCUUCACCUCAACCUUACCUUGUGCCUUUCUUGAAGCGGAGCUUACCUGCCUUGAGACAGCUGACUCCAGAUUCGGCGGCUUUCAUUCAGCAAAGCCAGCAGCAGCAGCCCACGACGCAGCCCACAACGGCCCUGACAGCGGUGAUGCUGAGCGGCUCAGUUCAGCGUACAGCAGGAAAGACCCCUGCCACCGUCACGAGUACCUUGCAGCAGCCCGUCAUCAGCCUAACGCAGCCGACGCAAGUUGGGGUUGGCAAACAAGGGCAGCCCACGCAGGUGGUUAUUCAGCAGUCUCAAAAGCCAGGCACGUUGAUCAGGCCACCACAGGUGACAUUGACACAGACCCCUAUGGUAGCCUUGCGGCCACCGCACAACCGUAUUAUGCUUACUGCUCCUCAACAAAUUCAGCUAAACCCACUUCAGACAGUCCCUGUGGUAAAACAGACAGUAUUACCUGGAACCAAAGCUCUUUUUCUACACUUCUCACAACUCAAAGCAGCUGUAGCUCAAAAAAUAGAGCUUAAGUCUCCAGGUGGCUCCUCUUUCUGAAGGGAUGACGAUGAUAUCAAUGAUGUCGCAUCCAUGGCAGGAGUUAAUCUAUCAGAAGAGAGUGCACGUAUACUGGCCACGAAUUCUGAGUUGGUCGGCACAUUAACAAGGUCGUGUAAAGAUGAAACCUUUCUACUCCCGGCACCUUUGCAAAGAAGGAUACUCGAAAUAGGUAAGAAGCAUGGAAUAACGGAAAUCCACCCCGAUGUAGUUAGCUACGUAUCGCACGCAACGCAGCAAAGGUUACAAAACCUGGUUGAGAAGGUAUCGGAGACCGCCCAGCAAAAGAAUAUGUCUUAUAAGGAUGAUGAAAGAUACGAACAAGCAAGUGAUGUUCGGGCGCAACUCAAAUUCUUUGAACAACUUGAUCAAAUAGAAAAACAGCGGAAAGAUGAACAAGAAAGGGAAAUUCUAAUGCGCGCAGCAAAGUCUCGAUCUAGACAAGAAGACCCAGAGCAGCUUAGGUUGAAACAGAAAGCCAAGGAGAUGCAGCAACAGGAACUAGCACAAAUGAGACAGAGGGAUGCCAACUUGACUGCCUUGGCUGCAAUAGGACCCAGAAAGAAGAGGAAAGUGGAUUCCCCAGGCUCUGGAUCAGGGACAGAGGGAUCCAGCACGAGUGUGGCAGUGGCAGGCAGCUCUGGAGUCGGAACAGCCAGGCAGUUUACACGACAAAGGAUAACGCGGGUGAACCUCAGGGACCUCAUAUUAUGUUUAGAAAAUGAGCGAGAGACAAGCCAUUCACUAUUGCUAUACAAAGCAUUCCUUAAGUAAAAAAAGUGGAGAACAUCAAGGUAUUUUUGGCGGAGAAGACACCUGGGGACACUUUUUUUUAUAUAUAUUUGCAGAUUACGCCUUUUUGUAACGAGCAUAUGGGAUACUGUUUAAAAAAAACACCCACCCCAUCAACAAACCAUCACCACCACCACUCUGAGACAACCACCUCUUUACAAGGAACCGUUUUCUAGUCCCAUUUAUUAUAAACUCUUUGGUGUAAGAGAGAGAUCCCUUUCUUUGACAGUAAGGAGACUUGCAAAGGCCUGAGGAGUCGAUAAGAGGACAAUUUAAAGUUUAACUCAUCUCUUUGAUUGAGUGGCCUUCUUGCCAAACAAGCCAUAUUAUAGAGACUGAUGGAACCGUUUAGCAAAUAACCAGCUACUCUGUGUCAGAUCCUGUAGCAAUUUCAACAUUAAUUGUGCAUUUUAGUUCAGUUUUACUUAACGAGAUCGAUUAUAUAGGUAUAUGUCUACAGCAGAUGACCUCAUUUUAUUUUAGCUUUUAAAUGGAGUCAGUUAGCAAAGCGAACUGAUUUUAAUAAAUAUUUAUCUUUUCCUGCCCAAAAUUGUUCAGAUCCUAGAUUACACUUAAUUUUAAGCGUAACCUCAAUUCUUUUAAUCUUGUUAUUAUCGCUUAUUAGAGGCAACCCCCCACUCUGAAGGCCCACAAAGGAGGGUUACUUCUGAAUGUUGUAUCAGCAUCUGUAAAAAUAGAAAAAGAAAAAAAAGAAAUGCAUUUUAUUUGCUAUAGUUUGUAAAGCUGUAAAGUUUAAAACAAAAAAUGGAAAAAGGAAAAAAAGAAAAAACCUUUUCAGCAUAAAUAUAUUUUACUUGCACUGUGUUUUUUAGCGAAAGUGAAAGCUUAGAUUAAAUAAAAAUCAAAGUUGAGAGGAAUCAUCAAAAAAGACAGUUUCUCAGUGUGAAAUCAAGUGUUGAAAAAUGGUUGGUGUAUUUUGUCAGUAAAUGUACAUAAUUUUUGGCACAUAACAUUAAAAAAAAAUGGCUAUGUAAACUAUAAUUAUUUUGCUAAAAGACUGUAUGCAAGCUAUGGGCUUACUUUAAAGACGUCCAGAGCAAAAUUCCCCUCUUUGUACCUAUUUUUUUAUUACAAAUAUACUAAUUGGUUCUUUAUAUUUUCAGAGGUUAUUGUAUUAAAUUGUCUAUUGAUAGUACUUUUAUGACUGUAAAUAUGUCGGCUUUCUUUGUGUGAACUCUCAUGUUAGAUUUUAAGGGCAGGGGCCACCGUGAACACUUCUUGCGCAAAUCCUGUUGAAGCGAAGGGAGCUCUGUGACAUGAACUGGCAUUGGGUUUCAAGGGAGCCUUGUGCGAGAAGCGUUUCCGGUGGAUUGCACCUUAACUCUUUUUGUGUGUAAACUGAAUGCUGAUCAGUAUUUUUAUCAAACACCCUACAAACUGUUACACCUUUUUAUUUCGUCUUUUAGGGAAUAAAAAUCCUGUCUUUCCAUUUUAUUUUCAUGUAAAUUUUGCACAGUUCCUUGUUCAUAUGUAAAUAUUUUACUUUCAGAAAUGAAGUUUUUAAUUGCUAUUGUUUUAUAUAGGAUUGAAAGAAAAUUAACUCCUUUAUUAAAAACAAAUUUAUCUGUA
Podarcis muralis (Common wall lizard) is the source of this 5077-nucleotide messenger RNA. The record is from RefSeq and is a predicted model, not a curated record. NCBI's taxonomy places the organism in Eukaryota, Metazoa, Chordata, Lepidosauria, Squamata, Lacertidae.